GUCAGCCAGCAGACGGCAGAAGAAAGGAGGAAGUGGAAACAUCAGCAUUAUCUCUGCGUUAGGAGGAGAGAGACAGGGGUGGGAGAAAACGCCGAUGAGUGGCGCACACACACACUCUCUCUCUCACACACACACACAAACUCCGGACAUCAGCGCUGUGGAGGAAGAAGUGCCCUCGACUCGACAGGUUUGGAUGUACCCCCUCCUUUAGUGGUGACAGAGGUGUGAGGCAGCGAGACUCGCACCGAACACCUCCCCGGCAGCCAUGCCGCCGCCGGCAGACAUCGUUAAGGUGGCCAUUGAGUGGCCUGGGGCGUUCCCCAAGCUCAUGGAGAUAGACCAGAAAAAGCCUCUCUCAGCCAUCAUUAAAGAAGUGUGUGAGGGGUGGUCCUUGGGAAACCAUGAAAACUUUGCUCUGCAGAUUGCUGACGCCACAAAUUUCUACAUCACAGAAAAGAACCGCAACGACAUCAAGAACGGCUCCAUCCUGCGCCUAACCACCUCUCCUUACCAGACGGCCGUGCAGCUUCACGAACGGAUCCAGUCGUCCAGCAUGGAUGCCAAGCUGGAGGCGUUGAAAGACUUGGCCAACGCGUCUCGGGACAUCACCUUCGCGCAGGAGUUCAUCAACCUGGACGGCAUCUCGCUGCUCACUCAGAUGGUGGAGAGUGGGACAGAGCGCUAUCAGAAACUUCAGAAAAUUAUGAAGCCGUGCUUCGGUGACCUGCUCUCCUUCACUCUGACGGCCUUUGUUGAGCUGAUGGAUCAUGGGAUCAUCUCCUGGGACACUUUCUCUGUGGCUUUCAUCAAGAAGAUCGCCAGCUUUGUGAACAAGUCUGCCAUGGACACGGCGGUGCUGCAGCGCUCCCUGGCCAUCCUAGAGUCCAUGGUCCUCAACAGUCAGGAUCUUUACCACAAGGUGGCCCAAGAGAUCACCAUUGGGCAGCUCAUCCCACAUCUUCAGGGGACCRAUCAGGACAUCCAGACUUACACCAUCGCUGUCAUCAACGCUCUGUUCCUUAAAGCUCCUGAGGAGAAAAGACAGUUUGACGAGCACAUUGUGGACAUCCUUAAUUGUCCCCUGACAGAGAUGGCCCACAUUCUGGCCCAGAAGCAGCUGCGCUCCAUCAUUCUUACUAACGUGAUCCGGAGCAACACGCCCAUCAACGAUGAGAUGGCCCAUCAGCUGUACGUCCUGCAGGUACUCACCUUCAACCUGCUGGAGGACCGCAUGAUGACCAAGAUGGAUCCUCAGGACCAGGCUCAGAGGGACAUCAUCUUUGAGCUGCGGAGAAUCGCCUUUGACGUGGAGUGCGAGCCGAACAACAGCGGCAGCAUCGAGAAACGGAAGUCCAUGUACACCCGCGACUACAAAAAGCUUGGUUUUAUUAACCAUGUCAAUCCAGCUGUGGAUUUCACCCAGAUCCCUCCAGGCAUGUUGGCUCUGGAUAACAUGCUCUACUUUGCCAGACACCACCAAGACGCUUACAUCAGGAUCGUCCUGGAGAACAGCAGCAGAGAAGACAAACACGAGUGUCCGUUCGGCCGCAGCAGCAUCGAGCUGACCAAGAUGCUCUGUGAGAUCCUGAAAGUGGGCGAGCUUCCCAGCGAAAACUGCCACGACUUUCACCCCAUGUUCUUCACCCAUGAUCGCUCCUUCAAGGAGUUUUUCUGCAUCUGCAUCCAGCUGCUCAACAAGACCUGGAAGGAGAUGAGAGCCACGAGUGAAGACUUUAACAAG
Austrofundulus limnaeus is the source of this 1741-nucleotide messenger RNA. It is a transcript of the gene elmo1, whose product is annotated as engulfment and cell motility 1 (ced-12 homolog, C. elegans). Gene Ontology annotation, cellular component: plasma membrane; guanyl-nucleotide exchange factor complex. Gene Ontology annotation, biological process: cell motility; actin filament organization. The record is from RefSeq and is a predicted model, not a curated record. NCBI's taxonomy places the organism in Eukaryota, Metazoa, Chordata, Actinopteri, Cyprinodontiformes, Rivulidae.